GGGACGGCGUGCACAUGAAGCAGUCCGAACCGUGCAGUCUCGUUGGCAUCGAUUCAUCGAAUUAUUGGUCGCUGGUGGCUGUUCGUAUUUCGAUAUUGCGAACAUGGCACGGAAAUCCUCCUCCCUGCUCGGACUCGCCAACGGCGUCAGCCACCAGCUGUUCCACCCCGUGCCGGACUCCGCACCACCGUACCCCGCCAAGCGUCACACUAAGAUCUCCGUGGUUGGCGCCGGCAACGUCGGCAUGGCCAUCGCGCAGACUAUCCUCACGCAGCACCUCGUCGAUGAGCUCGCACUCGUGGACAGAAAGGCCGACAUGCUCCGGGGCGAGAUGCUCGACCUCCAACACGCGGCCGCCUUCCUCCCCCACACCCGCAUCCUCUCCUCGACGGAGCUGGACGUCACCGCCGGCUCCGACAUCUGCAUCAUCACCGCAGGCGUCCGGCAGAUGCCGGGAGAGACGCGGCUCAACCUGUUCCAGCGCAACCUCGCUCUCUUCAAGCAGAUCGUGCCCCCGGUGGCGCGGCACUCCCCGGACGCCCUGCUGCUCGUCGUCUCUAACCCGGUCGACGUGCUGGCGUACAUCGCGUGGAAGCUCUCAGGCUUCCCCUCCAAUCGGGUCAUCGGGUCGGGGACCAACCUCGACUCCUCGAGAUUGCGCUUCCAGCUCGCACAACGCCUCCAGGUCAACGCUCAAGACGUUCAGGCGUACAUGGUGGGUGAGCACGGAGACGGCUCGAUCGCGCUGUGGUCGAGCAUAAGCGUCGGGGGAGUCCCGAUCGGCCUAGGCCACCUGGCGAACGGAAAGAAGACGGCGGAGGCGGCGGAGGAGCUGGAGGAGAUACGAAAGUCAGUGGUGGACGGCGCGUACGAGGUGAUCUAUCUCAAGGGGUACACGUCGUGGGCGAUCGGGUACUCGGUGGCGGACCUGGUGCGUUCCCUGGUCCGCGACCUACACCGUGUCCACCCGGUCUCGCUGCUGGCGAAGGGGUCCUACGGCAUCCCUGAGGACCGAGAGGUCUUCCUCAGCCUGCCGGCGAAGCUCGGAAGCAGCGGUGUGCUCGGCGUUGCCAACUUGGAACUCACGGAGGAGGAGGAGAAGCGGCUCCGAAGCUCCGCCGACACGCUGUGGGAGAUGCAGCAGCAACUGGACCUCAAAGUCAAAUCCUAAGUGAAAAGACGAGCAACAGGAGGAAGUGAAUAAAAUAAAAAUCUGUUGUUGCUGUUAUUACUAAAUACGUCUAUAUAUAUAUAUAUAUAUAUACAAAAAUACCUUUAAAGAUUUAUGAUGUAUAAUUUUAAAAUCAUGGUAACAGUAAUUAUAAAUUUAUGGUGUAUAAUUU
This is a messenger RNA of Zingiber officinale, 1343 nucleotides long. RefSeq names its product L-lactate dehydrogenase B-like. Gene Ontology annotation, cellular component: cytoplasm. Gene Ontology annotation, molecular function: L-lactate dehydrogenase (NAD+) activity. Bases 104 to 1171 code for a protein of 355 amino acids. Gene Ontology annotation, biological process: carboxylic acid metabolic process. The record is from RefSeq and is a predicted model, not a curated record. Lineage: Eukaryota; Viridiplantae; Streptophyta; Magnoliopsida; Zingiberales; Zingiberaceae. The transcript is spliced from 2 exons.